AUGGUCGGUAUGGCUAAUAUGGACGAUCAUGAGAGGAAGAUCGUGAUGGAGUUCGUUCACUUAUUGGAGAAGUCCAAGCAACUCUUCAACGGGCUGCGGGACCUGCCCCAGUACGGUCACAAACAGUGGCAGGCGUAUUUCGGACGCACCUUCGACAUAUACACGAAGUUGUGGAAGUUCCAGCAGCAGCACCGACAGAUCCUGGACUCGAAGUACGGGCUGAAGCGGUGGCAGAUCGGCGAAAUCGCUUCUAAGAUCGGACAGCUCUACUAUCACUAUUAUUUGCGAACAAGCGAGACGAACUACCUGAACGAGGCUUAUUCGUUUUACGCGGCGAUCAGAGGAAGAACGUACUACUCGAGAGCUGCCAAAGAGGACAGGUCGGAGCUGAUGGUGAAGAAGUUGCGUUAUUACGCCCGGUUCAUCGUGGUGUGCCUGCUGCUGCGCCGCAUGAAGCUGGUCCGGGAGCUUAUCAUCGAACUGGACAGGCAUAUCUCGGAUUACACCAGCACCUACGAGCCCGACGACCAGAUCGAGUGGAGCCUCGUCCUCGACGAGAUCAAGGGCUUCAUCCAGUCGGAUUCGUUGGUGCAGGUGCUGCACGCCGACACGAACCCCAUCGUUCUGUCGCAUAGAUUGAGUCCGCUCACCACGCCCCCUGUGGAGAAGUCGCAGUACAUGAACCUGACUCUCCAGGAGAUACUGAUAGUGGGCAGCGCCUCCGAACAGGUGAAAUUCUCCGAGUUGACCAUGGACAUGUUCCGGAUGAUCCAGACGCUGGAAAGGGAACCCCAGGAAGACUUCAAUCACAUAUACGACGCUUCUCCGGCACCUGGGAGGGUUCCCUACGGCGUGCCGGGCCAAAAAGGGUACCUCGAGAACGGUGACAGGCCGUCUAGAAGGGAGAACCCCCACAAAUACCUGUUGUACAAACCUACGCUAAGUCAAGUGCUGGUCUUUCUGGCAAGCGGCUUCAAGGAGCUGCCGGCCAACGGGGCUCUGUUGCUGUAUCUGUCUGCGGAUGGUUGUUUCUCAACCACGAAACAUCCCGAAGAUAUGGGCUACGACCUGGGCGGCGUCCUGACGAGCAGCAAGCGGGACGGCGAUCACAAGAAACAAAAAGAAGCUCACUGCCUUUACCCUGGUGACUUAUACCCGUUCACGCGAAGACCGUUAUUCGUCAUAGUCGAUUCGGAUAACAGUUUCGUUUUUCAACACAUCCCCAGGUACUUCGGACAGCCCCUGGUCACGCUGAUGUCGCCGCAAGACACCCCGCCGGCCUUCCAAGAUCAACAGCACAACGGCUCCUUGUUCACUCUUUUCCUGCACUCCCCGCUGACGGCCUUCUGCUACUGCUGCAACCUGACCAGCAUCCCCAUACACCACUGGGAGCGGUGCCAGAGCUUCGUCGAUCGCUUCGUCACGGAGGCGUCGCGGCUUUUCACCAGAUCGAGAGUCGGUGAGUAUGACGAAGACUCAUCGUAUCUACAGUUCUUCGGAGACGACUUCCUGCGGCUGCUGCUCCUCCGCUACGUGUUCUGCGACGUGGUCCUCCACCUGCACAGGGCCUUCCGAGGCCGCCAAUACCGUCCCCGCUGCCAACCGCCCCUCCCGGAAGCCGAGCUGCUGGAGCACCCGUCGCUGCAGCACCUCGUGCUCGACCUUGCGGCACACCUGGAGGUGCGGACUCACUUCAUGGAGAACCACGAGAUCGAAUGA
Messenger RNA from Anoplophora glabripennis (Asian longhorned beetle), 1719 nucleotides. Its product is annotated as protein SCAI. Lineage: Eukaryota; Metazoa; Arthropoda; Insecta; Coleoptera; Cerambycidae. The record is from RefSeq and is a predicted model, not a curated record. Gene Ontology annotation, biological process: DNA-templated transcription. The coding region runs from base 1 to 1719 and encodes 572 amino acids. The transcript is spliced from 9 exons. Gene Ontology annotation, molecular function: transcription corepressor activity. Gene Ontology annotation, cellular component: nucleus.